AUUAAAACAGUCAAUGACUACUCCCAAGUUAAAGUGAAAGUAGGAAUGGAGAAUAUUUUUGAUUUUGAGAGGAAUAAAGAAGACGACUUUUAUAAUAUUCUUGGAUGUAGUGAACAUUCUACAACUGAACAAAUCCUGACAGAAUACAAAGCAAGAGUUUUAGAUCUCCACCCAGACAAGAAUCCAGAUGACCCACAAGCAGCCCAAAAGUUUGCACGCCUUGCUCAAGCAAAAGAUAUUUUGACCGAUCCUGAGAAAAGACAAGCUUAUGACACUUGGAAUAACUCUGGAAUCACUGUGCCAUUUGAAAAGUGGCAGGCACUGCGUGAUGCAACAAAGACAACAUUACACUGGGCAUCAGUCAAACCUCAGCCUACAAUACAAUCACAGGAACACAUGACAACAACUAGUGUACAACCAUCUUCUGAUGAUGAUUUUGACUCAUCACCAUUCAAAGUAAAUGAGCCCAUCUCACAUGCUGCAGUAUAUAGCAAUCAGAAAGUCCAGUAG
Molecule: messenger RNA, 510 nt
Organism: Saccostrea cuccullata (small rock oyster)
Lineage: Eukaryota; Metazoa; Mollusca; Bivalvia; Ostreida; Ostreidae
Product: dnaJ homolog subfamily C member 12-like
Exons: 5
Coding region: 46-510 (154 amino acids)
Cellular component (GO): cytoplasm
Source: RefSeq, a predicted model, not a curated record